AUGAUCCCCGACUUUGGUAGCCUACCACCAUGCGCCGCCGACUGCGGCGCCCUCUACGGCGCCAACAACCGCUGCGUCCCGCCCGCCGUGCCCGCGUCCGACAUGACGACCUACACGGACUGCUUCUGCGCCGACUCCGAGGUGUCCGCCCUGGCGACGAGCCAGACCGUCUGCUCCGACGUGUGUUCCGACGUGCAGUCAAUGGACGUGAUCCAGAAGUGGUUCAAGAACAAGUGCAACAUUGCCGACUCGAGUGAUUCCACCGGCAGCUCGGGGGGCGACACGAGCACGGGGGGCGAUACAAGCACCGGGGACGGCACGGGCAACAGCGAUAGCAACAGCGAUAGCAACAGCGGAGGCACUGGAACAACGGGAAAUGGCCAAGGCGACACGCAGGGCGGAAAUGGAGGCGCAGAGUCACGGCCAACGACGACCGGCACGGUGGACUACUCGAACAACGGUGGUGACUGGGUCUCCAACCACUGGCAGUGGAUCGUCAUGCUCGUCGUUCUCGUCGUCGCCAUUGUCGGCAUCUGGGUCGGCGCCUGCAUCUGGCGCCGUCGCUACCUCAAGAAGCAGGAGCGCCAACGGACAUGGAAUCAGAAGCAGUCCGGCUCCCAGUCCCGACCGUCAUGGGGACCAGGCGACCCACGCGCCGCCGAGGCGGGCAAGGUACUCGCCCGACCAACGAUGGGCAGCGCACAACCGAGCGAUUCCUCGGACCCAGCGGGUGUGUUUAUGCCGGGGGCCGAAGUCCAGCCUGCGGAGAAGCCCUCCAAGACGAAGUUCUGGAGAAGGUGA
Emericellopsis atlantica is the source of this 801-nucleotide messenger RNA. RefSeq lists its product as uncharacterized. NCBI's taxonomy places the organism in Eukaryota, Fungi, Ascomycota, Sordariomycetes, Hypocreales, Bionectriaceae. The coding region runs from base 1 to 801 and encodes 266 amino acids. The transcript has 2 exons. The record is from RefSeq and is a predicted model, not a curated record.